This is a messenger RNA of Gadus chalcogrammus (walleye pollock), 2197 nucleotides long. It is a transcript of the gene asrgl1, whose product is annotated as asparaginase and isoaspartyl peptidase 1. NCBI's taxonomy places the organism in Eukaryota, Metazoa, Chordata, Actinopteri, Gadiformes, Gadidae. The transcript is spliced from 7 exons. The coding region runs from base 830 to 1762 and encodes 310 amino acids. Gene Ontology annotation, molecular function: asparaginase activity. The record is from RefSeq and is a predicted model, not a curated record.
GAGAUGGGUAUGUUUAGUCAUUUUAUUUAAUACAAAUCAAAGAGGCAUUCGCAAGGACAGCUACGAGUCUUUUCCCGAUUUCCAACAGCUGCCGUUGUGAGUACCAGAUUGACUCGGCUGCCAGAUCGACUCGGGGUCCUAGAUGCGCAAUAAUGACGCACUUCCUGUAAACGCUGUCUUUCAAAUGCGCAUGCGCGUUUCAUUCAUUCCCAUGUUAUUCCCAAGUAUUAACGAUCUCUUUUUGCUUUCUAAUCUAUGAAUAAUAAUCUAAUGUACAAAUUAUUGAUGCCUAUACUUGGGUAAUAUGUAAAAGAAGAAUCGGUUAACUCCAUUCACUGAACGAGGCGAUCCACUUUAUUUCCAGAGCUCCCAACACAGAGUCAAAACAGCGACCCACACGCAGACACUUCCGUUCUCCUCCUUCAGAAUAAGAGUCCCUAACAGGAACUGGGUUACAUAUGCAUUCAUCAGUGCUUUUAGACGUGUUUCCAAUGGCUUUGUUUGUGUGAAAGAACGGGCUGCGUUCAAUGAAAUCAAAACCAAAUCGGAUUGAGCCUUCUUUUUAUAUCCAUGAUUGAGCCCCUUUUAUAAACAACCCUUCCUGGUUUGUCCGCUGGCUUGUGUCGAUACGUCAAGUGUUGAUACGUCAUCUGUAAGAGCAGGACCCCGGGUCGAUCUGGCAGCCGAGUCAAUCUGACACCCACACCGCAGCCACGACAACAAGCGACGCAUUCGGCUGAUGGUCACCAGUUAACACGGUCACCAGUUGAACUGAAACACCUGGUUGCCCAACAGGCUGCUGGGUCGACUUUCCCUCUGUUUGAUUGGCAUGUUGCCUGUGCUGGUCGUCCACGGUGGGGCAGGACAGAUCCCCAAAGAGCGGGUAGAGAUGGCUUCUGCAGGGGUGCGAGCCGCGGCCCGGGCUGGCUACGCUGUGCUGCAGGGGGGGCGGAGCAGCAUGGACGCAGUGGUGGAGGCCGUCACCAAUUUAGAAAACAACCCCAGCUUUAACGCAGGCUAUGGCUCAGUGCUGAAUGUUAAAGGAGAGGUAGAGAUGGACGCCAUUGUGAUGGAUGGACGUACGCUGGCCAGCGGUGCCGUUUCUGCUGUUCGAAACAUAGCCAACCCUAUUCAGCUGGCCCGGCUGGUCAUGGAGCAGACCAGCCACCUAUGCCUGACAGCGGGGGGUGCCGGACAGUUUGCCCGGGCCAUGGGGAUGCCGGAGGUCCCGGGAGACUCCCUGAUCACUGAGUACGCCCGCAUGCGCUGGAAGAAGAACCUGGCCCCCAACGCCAACCCUGUUGAGAGUCAGAUGGGAAAGAUGGGUACGGUGGGAGCAGUAGCAGUGGAUGAAGACGGGAACAUCGCCUGUGCCACGUCCACGGGCGGCAUGCUCAACAAGAUGGAGGGCCGAGUGGGAGACACGGCCUGCAUAGGAUGUGGGGGCUAUGCUGAUAACAGAGCAGGAGCAGUAUCUCCUACAGGCCAUGGAGAAGCCAUCAUGAAAGUGACGCUGGCUAGACUCAUCCUGUUCCACAUGGCGCAAGGCAUGUCCCCAGAGGAGGCCAGCGACCUGGGCCUGGCCACCAUGAAGGAACGAGUGGAGGGGCUGGGCGGCGUGGUGACGGUAGACCCCCAGGGCCGAUGGGCCGCCCGCUUCACCACCACCCAGAUGGCGUGGGCCGCGGCACAGGGGGGCACCCUGCACUUCGGCGUGUUCUCCGGAGAGGACGUUACCCAGGACAUCGGCGACCCCAACUGAUGGAUGAGCAGCGGCGCCGCGUUAUGUUUCAGAGGCCGAGGUGUUUAUCCGGAUGCUUUUAUUUUUGUAUUAUUUGCGAAUCACCGAUCAAGUCGUUAUUAUUUGAAAUGAACAGGGGAGAAGCAAGACACACUGGAAUGUGGGGGCCUGGGGUAUUUGAGAUGAGGGCCUUCUGGACUUCCAUUUCAAUACUAGAGACCUUAUUACUUUUUAAACUACUUGAUUUAAAUGGCUGCAGGACAUUUCAUGUUUUAUUUCAUUAGUUAGUUAGAGUGAAAAAUGCAAUAUUGUAUUGAAUAUAUUCGUAUGCAACUAUGUAAAACAAUACAUUCAUGUUAAGUUUAAACUGAAAGUCUUUCUAAAUGAUUAUUGUUCUUAUUUCAAUAUGUCGUGAAAAAAAUUGAUUGAUAAUAAUAAAUCCUCUUUAAAUUUUAC